Messenger RNA from Indicator indicator, 646 nucleotides. Its product is annotated as putative protein-lysine deacylase ABHD14B. Gene Ontology annotation, cellular component: cytoplasm. The record is from RefSeq and is a predicted model, not a curated record. The transcript has 3 exons. NCBI's taxonomy places the organism in Eukaryota, Metazoa, Chordata, Aves, Piciformes, Indicatoridae. The coding region runs from base 1 to 633 and encodes 210 amino acids.
AUGGCUGCAACACAGCUCACCGAGAGCACCGUCACGGUGGAAGGCCAAACCCUCUUCUACCGCCAGGCCCAGCCAGCCCAGCAGGCACCAAAGCUGACAGUGCUAUUGCUGCACGGCAUUCGUUUCUCCUCCGAGACCUGGCUGCAGCUGCAAACGCUUGCCACACUGGCUGAAAAUGGCUACCGAGCUGUGGCUAUCGACCUGCCGGGUCUGGGACGCUCAAAGGAUGCUGUGGCCCCAGCGCAUGUAGGCCAACUAGCACCAGGGUCUUUCCUGAAAGUGGUUUCAGAGGCCCUGAGCCUGGGUCCAGCUGUGGUGAUCAGCCCAUCGCUCAGCGGCAUGUACUCGCUGCCCUUCCUCUUCCAGCACAACCACCUGCUGAAGGCAUAUGUGCCUGUGGCACCCAUUUGCACCGAGAAGUUCACAGCGGAGCAGUAUGCCCAGAUCAAAACCCCCACACUGAUCGUGUAUGGGGACCAGGACGUGGAGCUGGGGCAGACCAGCCUGAACAACUUGCAGCACCUCCCUAAGCACCAGGUGCUGGUGCUGAAGGGCGCUGGACAUGCCUGCUACCUGGACAAGCCCAGUGAGUGGCAUCUUGAGCUCCUGGCCUUCCUACAGCAGCUGGAGUGAGUAGGAUGAGCUG